Molecule: messenger RNA, 10511 nt
Organism: Betta splendens (Siamese fighting fish)
Lineage: Eukaryota; Metazoa; Chordata; Actinopteri; Anabantiformes; Osphronemidae
Product: plexin-A1-like
Exons: 33
Coding region: 383-6091 (1902 amino acids)
Biological process (GO): regulation of GTPase activity; semaphorin-plexin signaling pathway involved in axon guidance; positive regulation of axonogenesis
Cellular component (GO): semaphorin receptor complex
Molecular function (GO): semaphorin receptor activity; protein binding
Source: RefSeq, a predicted model, not a curated record
GCAGCUCGUCCCUCAUUCAUGCUGAGCGCUGCUCUCCUGUGCGCACGGAACUGCAGAGCUGAGUUUUGGAACCGGUGCCGCCGCCGCCGCUGCUCCUCGACCGUCGAGCCCGUGGAAAUGUCUCCCCCGUCAACUCCGACGUACCAGUAACAUGCCAUACAGGACGAUCUCGGAGGACGGUUCGACAAGGCUGGAGGCAGAUGGGGCUGAAGAUCAGGGGAUGAGGUUAUAAAAUCCGUGGAGAAAGGAGGAACAAAAGGAGAGGAAGUCGACUGUUUGGAAGCUCUUCUUCUGUGUGGCCGUACCCUUCAGUGCCUGAGUGGCCUUCGAAGGAUUACACACCCACACGGUCGCACCUCACACCUCCCCUCCCCUCACCGCCAUGUCCUCCCACCUUAACCCACCCCCUCUCAUCCUCCCCGUCCUCUUGAUGCUCCUCUCUCACUUCACGCCCCCCACCUUCACCGCCACCUCCCCUCCUUCAUCCUCGUCCACCCUUCUCUCCUUCUCCCCACCCGAAGGAGGUCUCACACAUUUGGUGGUCCACAACAAAACCGGUGAGGUCUAUUUGGGUGCCGUCAACUGGAUCUACAAGCUGUCCAGCAACCUCACCAAUCUGCGAAGCCACGUCACGGGCCCGGUCACGGAUAACCCUCGCUGUUACCCUCCGCCUGGGGUCCAGUCCUGCCCCCAUGAGCUGGUGCAGACCUCUAAUGUCAAUAAACUCCUGCUACUUGAUGCUGCUCACAACCGCCUAAUUGCUUGUGGGAGUACUUCCCAGGGAAUAUGCCAGUUCCUGCGCCUGGAUGAUCUGUUCAAGCUCGGCGAGCCCCACCACCGUAAAGAACACUACCUAUCCAGCGUGGCUGAAGCGGGCACCAUGUCGGGUGUUGUGAUCUCUCCGGAUAUUUUCGGCGAAGGCGGUAAGCUCUUUGUCGGCACUCCCAUCGACGGGAAAUCCGAGUACUUCCCGACGCUGUCCAGCCGCAAGUUAAUGUCCAACGAAGAGAACGCAGACAUGUUCAGCUUCGUCUACCAGGACGAGUUUGUGUCCUCGCAGCUCAAGAUCCCGUCAGACACUCUGUCCAAGUUUCCAGCCUUUGACAUCUACUACAUCUACGGCUUCAACAGCGAGCAGUUUGUGUAUUAUCUCACGUUACAACUCGACACCCAGCUCACGUCGCCAGACGCGAGCAGCGAGCAGUUCUUCACCUCCAAAAUCGUCCGUCUUUGUGUCGAUGACCCCAAAUUCUACUCGUACGUCGAGUUCCCCAUUGGCUGCAGCAAGGACGGGGUGGAAUACCGCUUGAUUCAGGAUGCCUACUUAGCUCGGCCUGGGACCCGUUUGGCUCGUACGCUUGGUAUUCAAGAGCACGAGGAGGUGCUGUUUACUGUAUUCGCCCAGGGUCAGAAGAACAGAGCCAAGCCGCCCAAGGAGUCGGCUUUGUGUCUCUUCACAAUGAGCCGCAUAAAGGAGAAGAUUAAAGAGCGGAUUCAGUCGUGCUACAGGGGCGAGGGGAAGCUCUCCCUGCCCUGGCUGCUCAACAAGGAGCUGGCCUGCAUCAACUCGCCGCUGCAGAUAGACGACAACUUCUGUGGCCAGGACUUCAACCAGCCUCUCGGUGGCACCACGGCCAUCGAGGGCAUCCCGCUGUACGUGGACAAGGACGACGGCAUGACGUCCGUGGCGGCCUACGACUACCGUGGGAACACGGUGGCGUUCGCCGGCACCCGCGGCGGACGCUUGAAGAAGAUCCUGGUGAACUCCAUUACCCAGCCUGCCCUGCUGUACGAGAACGUGGCGGUGAGCGAUGGGAGCCCCAUCCUGAGAGACCUGCUGUUCAGCCCAGACCAUCAGUACUUAUACACCCUCACCGACAAACAGGUCACUCGAGUGCCGGUGGAGAGCUGUGCACAGUACACUUCCUGUGGAGCCUGCCUCGGAUCAGGAGACCCUCACUGUGGCUGGUGUGUGCUGCAUAAUGUAUGCUCGAGGAAGGAUCACUGUGAACGAGCAGAGGAGCCUCAGCGUUUCACCACCAGAGCGGAGCAAUGUGUGCGACUUUCUGUACAACCCGACACCAUCUCUGUCACCAUGUCAGAAGUGCAGCUCGUACUUCAGACCCAGAAUGUCCCGAGCCUGUUCGCUGGAGUAAACUGCUCGUUUGAGGACUACGUGGAGACAGAGGGACGCAUCUACGGCGGACGGAUCUUCUGUCUGUCCCCGUCUACAAAAGACGUCGCUCCCAUCACCCGAGACCAAGGUGACCGGCGUGUGAUAAAGUUGUAUCUGAAGUCCAAGGAAACGGGCAAAAAGUUUGCCAGCGUUGACUUUGUGUUCUACAACUGCAGCGUCCACCAAUCGUGCCUAUCCUGUGUGAACGGAAACUUCCCGUGCCACUGGUGCAAAUACCGCCACAUGUGCACCCAGGACGCCAGCGACUGCUCCUUCCUGGAGGGACGAGUCAACACGUCGGAGGAGUGUCCUCAGAUCCUGCCUUCCACCCAGAUCUACAUCCCUGCGGGCGUGAUGCGGCCCAUCACGCUGCUGGCCCAGAACCUGCCCCAGCCCCAGUCCGGACAGAGGAACUACGAGUGCAUCUUCCACAUCCAGGGCAGCGUGCACAGCGUGCCGGCCCUGAGGUUCAACAGCACCAGCAUCCAGUGUCAGAAGACCACGUACGACUACGAGGGCAGUGACAUCAGUGACCUGCCAGUCGACCUCUCUGUGGUGUGGAAUGGAAACUUUGUCAUUGACAACCCGUUCAACAUUCAAGCGCACCUGUACAAGUGCCGGGCGUUGCGGGACAGCUGCGGCAUGUGCCUGAAGGCCGACCCCAGGUUCGAGUGCGGCUGGUGCGUUCAGGACAGGAAGUGCUCCCUCAGGCAGGAGUGCACCGGCGGCGGGAACUCCCACCUCCCGCUGCAGCUGUCUGACGGCGCCGGCUGGAUGCACGCCACCUCUGGAAACAGCCGCUGCACCCACCCCAAGAUCACCAAGUUGUUCCCUGAGACCGGACCUCGCCAAGGGGGAACCAAGGUGACCAUUCUUGGGGAGAACCUGGGGCUGCAGUUCAGAGAUAUUAAGACGGGUGUCAGGUUGGGCAAGGUGCCCUGCGUGCCUAUUGAGGACGAGUAUGUGAGUGCAGAGAGAAUAGUGUGCAUGCUGAACGAUGCGACGGGCUAUCGUGUCCAAGAGGCUCAGGUGGAGGUGUGCGUGAGAGACUGUGUCAACGACUACAGAGCCCUGUCACCUCGGCCUUUCACCUUUGUGACUCCUUACUUCACCCGGAUCCAGCCUUCUCAGGGACCCAUUUCUGGAGGCACCCGGGUCACCAUAGAGGGAAGCUAUCUCAACGCAGGCAGCCAUGUGUCUGUCAGCAUAGGAAAGCAGCCCUGCUACUUUAAAAGGAGGAACGCCCGCGAGAUAGUGUGUGUCACACCAGCUGGGUUGGCACCGGGCAGCUCAUCGGUCUUGGUGGACAUUGACGAUGCUGAACUCAGAAACCCUGAGGUCAAGUUUAACUACACGGAAGAUCCCACGGUGCUGAGGAUCGAACCUGACUGGAGCAUUGCCAGCGGUGGGACCCUGCUGACGGUGAGCGGCACCAACCUCGCCACCAUACGGGAGCCAAAGAUCCGGGCCAAGUACGGGCAGGCCGAGUCCUUCCAUAACUGCACCGUUUACAACAACUCGGUCAUGGUGUGCUUGGCGCCGUCGGUGGCGGACUCGGAGCUGGCCUUCUCCGACAGCGGCACCGGCCCGGACGAGAUCGGGUUCUACAUGGACAACGUGAACUCCCUGGUGGUCGUCAACGAGACGUUCAGCUACUACCCCGACCCCGUGUUUGAGCCGCUGAGCCCGUCCGGGGUCCUGGAGCUCAAGCCCACGUCGCCGCUCAUUCUCAAGGGCCGCAACCUGAUCCCGGCGGCUCCAGGUAACAGCCGGCUGAACUACACGGUGCUGAUCGGAGAGACUCCCUGCGUGCUGACGCUGUCUGAGAGCCAGCUGCUGUGCGAAUGGCCCAACCUCACCGGACAGCACAAAGUCACGAUUCGUGCCGGCGGCUUCGAGUACUCCCCCGGGACGCUCCACAUCUACUCGGACAGCCUGCUGACGCUUCCCGCCAUCAUCGGCAUCGGAGGGGGCGGCGGCCUGCUCCUGCUGGUCAUCAUCGCCGUGCUCAUCGCCUACAAGCGCAAGUCCAGAGACGCCGACCGCACCCUCAAGCGCCUCCAGCUGCAGAUGGACAACCUGGAGUCCAGAGUGGCCCUGGAAUGUAAAGAAGCGUUCGCUGAACUUCAGACAGACAUCCAUGAGCUGACGCAGGAGCUGGAUGGGGCUGGCAUCCCGUUCCUGGACUAUCGGACCUAUGCGAUGAGGGUCCUGUUCCCGGGCAUAGAGGACCACCCUGUGCUCAAGGAGAUGGAGGUACGGGUGCAGGCCAACGUGGAAAAGGCGCUGACGCUGUUCGGACAGCUGCUCACCAAAAAGCACUUCCUGCUGACGUUCAUAAGAACCCUGGAGUCACAGAGGUCCUUUUCCAUGCGGGACCGAGGCAACGUGGCGUCUCUGAUCAUGACUGCUCUGCAGGGGGAGAUGGAGUACGCCACAGGGGUCCUGAAGCAGCUGCUGUCCGACCUGAUCGACAGGAACCUGGAGAGUAAAAACCAUCCCAAGCUGCUGCUCAGGAGGACGGAGUCUGUGGCCGAGAAGAUGCUGACCAACUGGUUUACGUUUCUCCUGUAUAAGUUCCUCAAGGAGUGUGCAGGGGAGCCUCUUUUCAUGCUUUACUGUGCCAUCAAGCAGCAGAUGGAGAAGGGACCCAUAGACGCCAUCACAGGAGAAGCCCGCUACUCCCUCAGUGAAGACAAGCUCAUCAGGCAACAGAUUGACUACAAAACGUUGACUUUGCACUGUGUAAACCCGGAGAACGACAACGCCCCAGAGGUGACGGUGAAGUGUCUGAACUGUGACACCAUCACUCAGGUCAAAGAGAAGCUGCUUGAUGCUGUUUACAAGGGCAGCCCCUAUUCACAAAGGCCAAAGGCUUCUGAUAUGGACCUGGAAUGGCGUCAAGGCCGGAUGGCGAGAAUCAUUCUCCAGGAUGAAGACGUCACAACCAAGAUCGACAACGACUGGAAAAGGCUCAACACGCUGGCUCACUACCAGGUAACAGAUGGCUCCGUGAUUGCCUUGGUGCCAAAGCAGAACUCUGCCUACAACAUCUCCAACUCCUCCACCUUCACCAAGAGCCUCAGCAGAUACGAGAGUAUGCUGAGGACGGCCAGUAGUCCAGAUAGCUUACGGUCCCGAACCCCAAUGAUCACUCCUGACCUGGAGAGUGGAACCAAACUGUGGCAUCUGGUGAAGAAUCACGACCACUCAGAUCAGAGGGAGGGUGACAGAGGCAGCAAGAUGGUCUCUGAGAUCUACCUGACCAGGCUGCUGGCGACCAAGGGUACGUUGCAGAAGUUCGUGGACGACCUGUUUGAGACCAUUUUCAGUACAGCACACAGAGGCAGCGCACUGCCACUCGCCAUCAAGUACAUGUUCGACUUCCUGGACGAGCAGGCCGACAAACACUCCAUCACAGACUACGACGUACGGCAUACCUGGAAGAGCAACUGUCUUCCUCUUAGAUUCUGGGUGAAUGUGAUCAAGAAUCCCCAGUUUGUGUUUGACAUCCAUAAGAACAGCAUCACAGACGCAUGUCUGUCUGUGGUAGCCCAGACUUUUAUGGACUCCUGUUCAACGUCAGAACACAAGCUAGGAAAGGACUCGCCUUCAAAUAAGCUUCUUUAUGCUAAAGACAUCCCCAACUACAAAAACUGGGUAGAGAGGUAUUACUCCGAUAUCUCCCGUAUGCCAGCCAUCAGUGAUCAGGACAUGAGUGCCUACCUAGCAGAGCAGUCCCGCCUGCACCUCAGCCAGUUCAACAGCAUGUCUGCACUGCACGAGAUCUACUCCUACAUCAUCAAAUACAAAGAUGAGAUCCUCUCAGCAUUACAAAAGGAUGAGCAGUCGCGCAGACAGCGGCUACGCGGCAAGCUGGAGCAGGUCAUCGACACCAUGGCCCUGGCUAGCUGAGGACCAGCCAAUCACACGCCUUGCCUAGCGGAGAACUGGCCAACCAACACGCCUUCCCUGACAACCUUUUGAUGCUCAUGACUUUUUGACCCUUGACAUUUGACGUCUGCCGUCAUUACUCCCACAAACAACAAUCAACAGCAGCAGCGGGAACGGCUGUAAGGACACAUGCACCCAGCAGCAGCACACUGGAGAGACAGCAGAGUUUGGAGCCGAGGCCCCGCCCGCUUGGUUGGCUUCGUCUUUAGUUGUUAUUCUUCUGAGCCACCAACCCUGCCAUGAACAACCAAAUCAACUGCACCCUCAGACUCAGCAGAUAGGGACCCCAGCUCAGGAGAGCGUUUAUUUUCAUCACGGUCCUCAUCACGUCUGGAGCCAGUCGGGUGCUUUGGCCACAAUCAGGAGCAGCGCAUGCACAGUGGUGACCAAAACCUCAUCUAGCUGUUACAAAUUUGAAAAGCUACGGGAAAGAAACAAGCCACUAGCUAGUCGCUUUCCUCAGUCAAGGCCACGGUUCAGACUCUGGGCCAGUAGAAAUCCAGGAAAUACAAUACUUGAUCUCUUCCUCAUUUCUGUGGCUGUCCUCCACAGGGAGGUCAAAGGUCAGGGUCAGCUACAGAGCAGCAGCCGUAGAGCUGGUUUGAAGUUAGUGCGUUGCUCAAAGACUCUCCUGCAGAGCAUGAUGGCAACGCAUACGGUACAGCAGGCUGCUGCCACUGCAGGGCAACCAGGAGGAAGGACUUUGCAGGGAAACUCCUCAGUACUGACUGUCCCACUCAAGACCCCCACCGUAGGCUACUACAGGACAUUUCUAACUCCACAACUCCACAUUUGAUUUGUUACCGCGUUCUUUUCCCCCACUGCCUAUUCUCCCCAGUGCUGUGCCACUUGUGUUACUGCUGAAUUUGCACAACAAAGCUAAAUCAAAAGAGAGAAGAGGAUAUACGAAUAUAUAUAGAUAUAUAAAUACGAUCCUUUUGUUUUUGAAAUGAAAUGAAAAGUUGAAAAAAAACUUUUUUUCAUCUUAUUGUACAAAAAAUAAGUUUGAAAAGAGAAUUUGAUAUUUCCAAGAUGAAAAAUCAUGAAAACACAAGGAAAAAGUUGUCCUGUGCCAUGUUUUACUUUGAAUGUUGUUUAGUGCAGAGACUUUUUUUGUUAAAUGAAAUGUGCUACGAUGAUAAUGUUGUCAUGCUUAGUGACUGACAGUGAGAGUUUAAAAAUAGGUAAAUGGCAAAAAUCUCUAUAUAUAUUGCAGACACUUUUAAUAUUUCAUAAGAUCUUGGGGUCGUCAUGUGCAGUGUCCUUUAGCUCUAAAAGCGAAUGAUGUUGAAUCGAAGGCGGCCGUGAUCUAACUGACUUUCAGUGCUUUUGUGUUUGUUUUGAAGAAACCAAAUACAUCAAGGCCCAGCCAGCUAAUUGAAAUGAGACAAAAAUGGUUUUAUUUUGAAGACCAGCCUGAGGCUUUGAUGGCUAACUGCUAGAAAAGACACUGGACAGCUACUUAAUCUACAAUCUGGCACAUGUGCUCUAACUAAAACUUUGUCAUUUUUCUUUCUAGACUGCCCUUCGUGUCUCAAACAUUUUAAUUUGUGUCAUCCACAAAUGAAGGCUAGUUUAUUCUAUGUGCAUAGAAGAAGGUGAAACAGUGUUGUCUGAUUAGCUUUUGGCUUGUUUUCAGUAAAAGACAUGAGCUACAGUGAAGGUUCCACUUUUAAAAUGUGAAUGUGGUUUUACAAAAAGAUGACGAUGUAGCUACAGUAUCUAUGUGAGUGUUUUGUACCAGUCGAAGGCCUUUCUCUCUUUAUUUCCAUUCUGUGGUUUUCAUAGGAGUUUAAAAAGGUUUAAAUGUUACUUCUCCAGUUUGUGCUGCUCCACAUUGUAGUGCUUCAAAAACAUGCCUUCAGAAACAUUCCUUUCACCCAUGUGUGAAAGGGUUACAUGAUUAUCAGAGCAGGAAAAAAGAUAAAGGAAAGGUCAACAUGUUAAACAAUCCAGGUUAAUAUACGUUACUCUGAAACAGACCAGACACAUCAACAGGUUCAUUCAAUGAUAAACAAACUGUUACUAUUGCCUCAAAUUAAUUUUAGUAUUUUUCCUCUUCAGUAGUGCUUCCCUUAGGUACUUUUCCUCGUGGUAGCAUGAGAAAGGCCUCAUUAAAAUUAGAAAUUACUAAAAGUAUUUAGUUACAUUAUUGUCUUUUUCAUUUCGAACCUCAGUUUUGCAUCUUUUUUCAGAUUCAGAUCAUUGUCACUGAAAGACACACCUGCUCUUCCAAACAGUCCAACAAAGUAAAGGGCACAAUAGCAACGAGACUUGUGCUAACGUCGCUUAUGGCACAUCUACAUGACACCAAGUCUGAUCAAAAUUUGUAUUUAGAUUUCUGUAGCCUGCAGUGUUAUGGUUGCACCUGAAGAAAUGCAAAACGUGUUGGAAAACAUGUAAGUGAAAUACUCCAGAUGGACCAGAAACUGACAUGGUCCAAGUGAUAAAUAUUGAGUCACAACUGGUUUACAGCAUCGGCUGAAAUUGUGACAGCUGCAUGUGGCGAGAUCAGUCUGGACAGUUUACACCUACUGUAAGUCCCUCUAGAUCUCUGUGCAGGAAACAUUUUAUAACACUCACUCAGUAUUGGUUACAUCAUGUUAGCUGAAGCUAUUAGAUUGAUGAACCUGAUAACACUUCCCAUGUAAAUCAAGAGCAAUCAACAAAAGACUUUUCAUAUAAUAGGAAUGUCAUGUAUAGAAAAAUUAAAUGUCUCAGCUUUUUCUAAACUUGACUUGCUACUGUCAAAUACAAACUUUCCAAACCAAGGCCAUUAUUGUCGACAGCAAUUUCAACAUUUUCUGAACUUUAAUCUUGAGCUACUGGCCUUCAUGUUUUUAUCUGAGAGUAUAAACAUGUGUCUGGAAAAACUGAAACGUACUGUAUGUGAUUCAAUGCGUGAAGCACACGUCUACACAGGGUAACGUGACCUACAGGACAGCUGACCAAAGCUUACGUCAUCCACAAUAAGUGGCAAGAGAUCGUUUUUGUCCACUCACGCUUCUUAGUUCUUCCACACCUGAAUGCAGAGGCUCCCAUAUGGGAGAUAUUUAGUGUCUGUAUGCUUGAUGAAUGUGGAAACUGACGUUGCUUCCACGAACAAGCACUCAUUAACCUUUAGUUUAAUUCGAAUCGAUGGCUAAAGCGUCUGGAUCGCAGCGUUGCUAUUCGACUGCUUUCCAUUUGCUCAGUUAAAAAUGGUCCUAGCGAUGCUGGUGACCUCUAUGUUUGGAAAGUAAAUACAAAAAACCACCAGGAAUCAGUGAGAAAGAUGACACCUGGUGCUUUAGUUUCUUCCUUUUUUGAUGCUUUCGGCUCCUCCACUUGUUCGCGUAACGGAUGAAAAGGAGAGGUGUUUUGCAUCUGCAGCGUUUGUUUUUUUUCCACUUCAAUGUGCCGUGUCGGCCUCUUCCUACAAUGAAAUCAGUGCUUUUUCUGUACACAUUCAAGUAAAGGUUAAAAAUUGGAUUAGAAAUAAUUUCUUCUGAAUUUACAGCAUUAUGUCAUUUAUGCUACGCAGAAACUGUAUUUAGCCUAGUUCAGCAUACUGUAACAUAAGGUGAGGCCUAGACCUACAGCAGCAGCCGUUCUCUUUUAUUUUCUUUUGUGGGGGAAGUGAUUCAUGUACGGGUCGAAGGAAACAUGUGCCAGUGAAUUAGCCUUUAAAAGUUCUUUCACGUCAUCUCAUCUUCCGCAGUUUAUGCUAACCCCAGCUAGGCUAACGUCAUUAUGACUCCUGGUAGAACACAUUUAUAUUGUUCUUGUUACAACUUAUCUCAAAAUUGUUGUGACACAUUGAAAUCUGGGGGAAGCUUGUUAAUGAAUCGUGUCUUCUUUGUGUCCUUCCAGUUAAGCUAAGCUAACUGUAACCGCCUCCAAUGUCAUAUUUAGCACACAAACUGGCAAACAAUAAGACCAGCGUAAAUUUCUUCAUCUAACUCCACGAGGGAACUGGACGGUGGCGUUUCCCAGUUGUCAAUUUGCUUGUCAUCUUGAGGGAUCUAUAGCAGUACUGUACAUGACACCACCUCAGGACCAUGUCACUGAACACACCUUUAAUCCCCCCCCCAGUAGUUCCAGCUCUCCAGCUUCCUUACCUGCUGAGUUCACUUUGAAUAAAGUACAUUUCAGAGAAGGACCAUGGGACGUAAAAUACCUUCACACACAGAUUAAAGAGGGGGUAGAAAAAAUACCUUAGAGUUUUAAUACUUUAUGAAUUCUGAUACCUUUUUAAAGAGUUUCAGACUUGAAGCUGCUGUGACAGGUUUUGGCUGUUUCACGCCCGUGUAAAUAUCCUGCUCUUUCCUAUUUUGCAGAUUUAUUACGUGUAAAUAGACACGCAUCAAGGAGAGAUUAAACAUGUUUUUUGCUAAAUCUG